GUUUGACUUAAUUAACCGCACCUGAGCUUCGCGCCGUGUGUUGUCAAAAUGGAAGGCUUUUGCCGAAAGUAUUUGAGCCUAGUGUUACUGGAGGAGGGCAUCCGGGAAGACUCGGUGAACGAACUGGCAUCAAUGGGCUCUUGCCAGCUCCUUACAUCUUUGGUCCUGUCUGUAUGCUGUCAUGUACUGUCAACAACAGCAUGGUCAGUGAAUAACUUCCUCAUGACAGGACCCAAGGCAUAUCUUAUGUAUGCAAGUAGCGUGCAAGCAGGGGCACAGCGUGGCAUUGAGGAGUGUAAAUAUCAGUUUGCAUGGGACAGGUGGAACUGCCCGGAGAGUGAAUUACAACUGUCAACACAAAAAGGGUUGCGAAGGGCAACCAAAGAAACGGCUUUCAUACACGCCAUAAGUGCAGCUGGAGUUAUGUAUACAUUGACCAAGAACUGCAGCAUGGGAGACUUCGAUAACUGUGGCUGUGAUGACUCUAAUAUUGGAAAAAUUGGAGGUCGAGGCUGGAUUUGGGGUGGAUGCAGUGAUAAUGCUGAAUUUGGGGAGAAAAUUUCUAAACAGUUUGUAGAUGCGCUGGAAAAUGGGCACGAUUCACGCGCUGCCGUAAACCGUCACAACAACGAGGCUGGUAGACUUGCUAUCAGAUCGACGAUGAAGAGAUCAUGUAAGUGUCACGGCGUGUCUGGAAGCUGCAGCGUUCAGACAUGCUGGAUGCAACUGUCUGAGUUCAGAGACGUUGGUAACUACCUGAAAAUCAAAUACGACCAGGCACAGAAGCUUGAGCUGGACCAAAGACGUAUGCGCGUUGGGAAUAGCGCUGAGAACCGCGGCGCAAUUGCGGACACGUUUAGCAGCGUCGCGCGCACUGAGCUCAUUCACCUGGAGGACUCUCCAAAUUACUGUGUGAAAAAUCUAAGCCUGGGACUGCACGGAACUGAAGGCAGGGAGUGUUUGCGGAGUGGCAAUAAUUUGUCACAGUUUGAAAAGAGAAGCUGCAGAAGGCUGUGCCACGAGUGUGGCCUAAAAGUAGAGGAAAAGAGAAUAGAGAUAGUGAGUAGCUGCAACUGCAAAUUCCACUGGUGCUGUACAGUCAAGUGUGAAAAGUGCACACAGUUCGUAACAAAACAUAUUUGUGCAAAAAGGAAUAAGAGUAGUCGGUCACACAACAGUUCACGAAAGAGGCAGCGUGAACGAAGUUAAAUCCCCCUCCCGGCACAUCUGUAAAAUACAAAAUAUAUAUUUGUAUAUACGGACUAUAUUUAAAGCUGAUUUCAAGAAAAUCGAAUUCCCAACGUGGACAAAACUGGUUCUUUUCUUAGCUGACAAUUAUCAAGUACUUAUUUUCUAUAUGUGCACUUUUUUAUAUUUUAUAUCAGAUCACCGUCUUGGUUGCUAAACCUUUAAGAAUUGUUCCUUAUUUUGAGCACAAAUCUCUUAAUUUCCUGACACAUAUCGCUUGACAAUGUUUAAUGCACAAUGGGUUUAAUGUUUUCGUGGGUUAUUUUUUUCAAUCUGUGAUUGU
Molecule: messenger RNA, 1531 nt
Organism: Clarias gariepinus (North African catfish)
Lineage: Eukaryota; Metazoa; Chordata; Actinopteri; Siluriformes; Clariidae
Gene: wnt8a
Product: wingless-type MMTV integration site family, member 8a
Exons: 7
Coding region: 49-1209 (386 amino acids)
Biological process (GO): cell fate commitment; multicellular organism development; neuron differentiation
Cellular component (GO): extracellular region
Molecular function (GO): cytokine activity; frizzled binding
Source: RefSeq, a predicted model, not a curated record